Molecule: messenger RNA, 2171 nt
Organism: Hirundo rustica (Barn swallow)
Lineage: Eukaryota; Metazoa; Chordata; Aves; Passeriformes; Hirundinidae
Gene: HMG20B
Product: high mobility group 20B
Exons: 10
Coding region: 150-1097 (315 amino acids)
Biological process (GO): regulation of gene expression
Cellular component (GO): nucleus
Source: RefSeq, a predicted model, not a curated record
CUUCCAUCGACGUCAUCGCCUCCAGCCAAUCCGCGUGGGGCUGCGCUCAUCGAGUCGGCACGGAGCGGCCAAUCAGGGGCGGUGCGGCGGGAGCCUUAUUUGCAUAAUAAUAGAGGGGCGUGGUCAGGGCGCUCACCGAGACCCCGCUCAUGGCCCACAGCACCAAGCCCGCUGCCCUGCUACACGCCACGGGCAAGGCUCAGCAUGGCAACUUCCUGGUGGCCAUCAAACAGGAGAAGGGGGAGUCGGCGCGGGUGGGCGGCGAGAAGCCGGAGGAGGAGCCAGUGAAGAAGAGGGGCUGGCCCAAGGGUAAGAAGAGGAAGAAGAUCCUUCCCAACGGCCCCAAAGCCCCUGUGACGGGCUACGUGCGCUUCCUGAAUGAGCGGCGCGAGCAGAUCCGCACGCAGCAUCCCGACCUGCCCUUCCCGGAGAUCACGAAGAUGUUGGGAGCAGAGUGGAGCAAACUGCAGCUCUCGGAGAAGCAGCGGUACCUGGACGAGGCGGAGCGGGAGAAGCAGCAGUACAUGAAGGAGUUGCGGGAGUACCAGCAGUCAGAGGCCUACAAAAUGUGCACAGAGAAGAUCCAGGAGAAGAAGAUCAAAAAAGAGGACGUGGGCACGGUGGCUGUGAACACCCUACUCAACGGGCACCCGCACAAGGCUGGCGAGUGCAGCGACACCUUCUCCACCUUUGACGUGCCCAUCUUCACUGAGGAAUUCUUGGACCAAAACAAGGCCCGGGAGGCCGAGCUGCGGCGCCUGCGCAAGAUGAACACGGAGUUCGAGGAGCAGAAUGCCAUCCUGCAGAAGCACACGGAGAGCAUGAACUGUGCCAAGGAGAAGCUGGAGCAGGAGCUGGCGCAGGAGGAGCGGCAGACCCUGGCCCUGCAGCAGCAGCUCCAGUCCGUGCGGCAGGCCCUCACCGCCAGCUUCGCCUCGCUGCCCAUCCCCGGGACUGGGGAGACCCCCACGCUGAGCACCCUGGACUUCUACAUGGCCAAACUGCACAGUGCCAUCGAGAGCAACCCCCUGCAGCACGAGCCGCUGGUGCUGCGUGUCAAGGAGAUCCUGUCCCGGAUUGCCAGUGAACACUUGUGAGAGGACCAGUCCUUCCAGAUCCCGGGCCUGGCUGGACCCUGGGCCUGUCCCUUGGAGCUCACUCAAGGGACAGUCUCUGGCUGCUCCCCCUGCCCCUUGCACCUUCCUGCAGCCGGGACCCCCCAGCCUGGACCGGCCAACGACCGCUGCACCAGCUCCAGGGACCUUGAGCUUCAGGGGCCAAGCGGUGCCAGGGCUGAGAGCCCAGCUGGGGCGGCGCUGGGAGAGGAUCAGCAUUGGUGUGAGCACCCCUGGCUCUCCCCUGCGCCCCCCAGCCCUGCCUCGCCAACCAGGGUUUCCCUGAAGCCUGGCUGGGGCAGGGGGGGCACUGGUGGGGUUGAGCCUGGAGUGAACACACCCCUUUAGGGUAACUGGGGCUGGGGGGCACGAGGGGGUGACCGGGACCCCCUUGGUGCCAUCCCAGCAAGGGCACGAGGGCAGCUCCUUCCCACCGCCUGCCUCAGCUUUUAUUGAAUGGGUGCCUUCAGCCCCUGCCCCUGUCACCCUGCUUGGCUUCCCUCCUUCCCCUCCAUAGCUGGGACCAGGCAGCAAGCUCCUUAAAGCAAUAAAACUCUUCAGGCUAGAGGGGAGCUGGAACUGACCUCCUCCUGGGGCAGGGGGCAGGGGAGAGCUGGGACUGACCCCCUCCCAUGGUGGGGACCCCUGGAAGAGGGGACCCGGGCCCCACCUUGUCCUGGGGUGGGGUCCCCUGUAGCGGAGGAGCUGUGACCGACUCCCUCCUGCUCGCAGGGACCCUGGGUGUGCUGCGCCGGCUUUUGCCUCCUGCCCCUUUUGCCUGAGCCACCCUGCUCUUGUGGGACCACUGUGCUGGCAACCGGGGUCGGGGCUGGUGUCCCCGGGGCUGCCUGUCAUUAAUCUCAGACUGUGUAAUUAGAGAGUGUCUUAUUUUCUUACUUAGCACUACAUGGGCCUGGCCCUGGCUCGGACCGGGACCGGGGUGUUCCCACCCCUCCCUCGCUUGCCGGGCCUGCGCUGUGCAUCUGCCCUUUGCCGUCUCCUGGUGCCGCUGGGCUGGGGAUGGAGAUGGGAGCAAAUAAAUGUGGGAGAAAACCA